UCAAUAAGUUUGUCAAGCUGUAGAAUUAAGGGUUUUCAAGCAACUGUAAAAUUCUUGGUGUUUGCUUGAACACUUGCCAUGCCUUCAGCAAGGGGCAUCUUCCUUUUCAUGUUGGCUGUAGUGACACUGAAUUCUUCCUUCGGAAUAGAUCCUGAGGCCUUUCCUGAAGUAGGUGUUGCUUAUGGAGCAGCCUCUGAAAACCCAGUCCGUUUUGGCAAACUUUUCAUUAGUGGCCAAGGUACAACGCCUAAUAAUGUGAAGACCUCUUUGUUGAGGUCAGCGGAGUCUGAUGGGCACCAGUCAAAUGAGGAAGCAUGGUUUCUGUCUGCUAGCACUAAGCUGCGCCGUCUGGGUUCUUCUGUGCAAUGUAGCAAUGAUUCAAUGAUUUUGCGCAUUCCAGGACCAAGAACGCCACACUUUCUAAUUGACAGAGGAGACCAGUCACCAGUGCCUUUGUCUGAGAUGCCAGCUAGCUGUGGCUUCUCACUGAAGCGUGCACGCAGGGAUGUCUCUCUUGUUGCUCCAUACCGGGGCUGUAAUGUCAGACAAGAGGGUGGAAGUUAUGUUCUGCCACUAAUUAUAAUGGGUGCUCCAGUGCAAAUGUCUUGCCCUGUGGGUCCUCUUCUCCCUACCGUGUCCUGCUUCUCCUUUGGCAUGAUUGUCACACUUGGCAUCAGAGCAGAUAAUAUUAAAAUUAAAGUUGAUGGAUCAUGGCAGCCUCUGCUCCUAACAUGCUCCCAAUGCUCAUUUGCAUUUGAGACUACUGCUGCUGGUUCACUGGUUGUCACAGCCCCAUUCACCGGGAGCUGUUGGGAAACUACUGAUACAGCAAAGCAACUCCCUCUGUUGUACGGUGGCCGGGAAGUGACUCUUUCCUGUCCUCUGACACAGCCAACUGUAGCCCCAACCAUGGACCCAACCACACCUGCCCGUGACCAAACUGACAUGCAACAGAUGUUUGACCGUUUUGGAAAGCCAUGGUGGUAUCCUGUGGCACCUGCUACCCUGCCUCCUACUGUGCCACCUACGACUGCCACUAUGCCGCAUUUUCAAUAUCCUUUCCAGCCCAUGUACCCUCCCAAGUAUCCCAUGCCAAUAUUUGAUCCCUUUUACUCUAAAGGUGACCCAGUUGCUCCCCCAGCACAGCAACCACCAUAUCCCUGGUACCCGAAGUUCCCUCCUUAUAAAAAUGGCUUCCACAGCCCAGUUGAAGUGACCACUCCUGCAACAACCGUACCCACCCCUGCCCCAUACCAGCCUGAGCACCAGUAUCCAGGUUAUCCAAUGUACCCACCGUACUAUGGUCAACCUGUUAAGCCUUUUGUGGCUCCAACUGUAAAAUACCCUUACAUGCUCCAGUAUCCUAAGGGUCCAAUCUCUGGUCCCCGCAGCCCUAGGUCACUGUCUUCCCCUGCAUUGUUAUCCUCUGUCUACAGGUCUCGUAGAUGACCACUUGACUGAGCAGAUGAGUGGACUUGAAGCUGUAUUGCUUUUGACACCAGAACAAGUUAAAUGACAACAUCAGUAGUUUGGUAUAAGACUAAUAAAGCUCUUUGACUUCAUGAAAA
Molecule: messenger RNA, 1568 nt
Organism: Carassius auratus (goldfish)
Lineage: Eukaryota; Metazoa; Chordata; Actinopteri; Cypriniformes; Cyprinidae
Product: proline-rich protein 36-like
Exons: 6
Coding region: 79-1449 (456 amino acids)
Source: RefSeq, a predicted model, not a curated record